AUGGAUUUGCGCCUGAGAUAUGUUGCAUCGCACCCACUGGGUGGCAAGCUGGGAAUGCCGACUGAUUUCGCAUUGUCGUCGCGGUCUGCCCGCCUUGUUACGGCGUGCGGUAACCUGCUUGUGGAUCAUGACACAUCUACAAAUGCAUUUCGAGCUUCUACUCGUACUUCCUCUCAUAUCGACAAAGUUCUUUACGUGGGCGGUGGUCGUUCCUUUUUAGUUUUCAUGGACAACGGGCGGGUCGCAUCAUACGUAGAACGGCUCGCAUCUCUACAGCUUGCUGAAGAGAAGGAAAUCACUGGGAUCGAGCGAUCUGUUCGACUGGUCCAAGGUUCAUACUUUGGAAAGUUUGCCCUCUUUUGCAAGGUUGACAGUCCCAGUCUAUGGUGUUUACCGAUUAAUGAGAACGGUACAAUGCUUGAAGCAUUUAAGCUGCGCAGUGAUAUUGAGGGGGACCAGGAAAACGUUAACUUUGUGGGCGGCGUUGUCGCCAAAGUGCGGGGAAAAGUUGCGUCAAAGCCGAAGUCCCGUAUAUGUCCAAUCGUUGCAAUUGCCAUGCACCCCAGUCAUCCGUUCGCGGCGGCUGCCUACAAUAACGGCAUUAUACGUGUCUGGGACGUUGCGAAAAAGGAACAAAGAAGCCAUUUUGAUGCGCAGUUACUCAUGUCAGAAAAAAUCGGAAGCAUUGCUUGGCAUCCUGUUCUCCCGGUCGUUGUGUUAUGCACAAGCCAAGGACGCAUCAUGACGUUUUACAUGAAAGCUGCCCUGUACAAAAGAGGAGAUGAACCAGUGCUUGCCACUUCCAAAACAAGAGAUCGAAAGCGUCGUUUCCAGGCCAUGUGUUUUGUGCACGGAAACCCGGCUUAUUUGAUGCUCUUGACAGCAUCCAGGCGGAUUAUCGUGCGGAUGAUAGGCAAUCAAAGCCUGAUUGUGAAUAGUUCUCGCUAUGCGAAACCGUCUAGGAUUUUACCCCUAGACCAUGAUUCAAAUAUGGAAAGUGACCAUCCAGGUGUACGGAAGGACGCUGGUCAAGAUUUCGCUGUUUUGAAAUGUGAGCCAGCUUUUGGCCUCAUUGCGGCGUCAUUUAGUAAUGAUGAGAAGGUCUUGGUAUUCCAGCCACGAACAAAUAGCAUCGGGAGUAUCCGACCGCCUUUGUCUUCAGGGUUGGAUACAGGAUUCUCUACAAUGCCACAUGUUGCAUUCACGGGCCCGGUGACAAUUCCUUCAGAUUCUCUUGUAGUUCACCGCGGUUCUUUGUUCAGAUAUGAGCUCAAAGAUGAGUGUGUUUCUAAAAUCUGUGACCUACCGCCCGGCGAUUUCUAUCGUAUCGAGAUUGCGAGGGACCAGUACGGCUAUUGUUGUGCGGCUCUUGUGUUUUAUUUUGCUGAUGAAGCAUCUUAUCCGACGCAACUUUACGAAGAGAGUGAGGAUUCUGCCAAGUACGUGUUGUGCACAAGACGUGGGGACGCCGAAUUAUGGAAUGUCUCAGAGGCGAAUGAAGGUCGUGCAGGAUGCUUUUUGAAUGAGAUGGGACGAGAGGAUCGCAUCAUCAUUCUCGCCAACUCAGGAAGCAUGGUGUCCUUGUCCUCCUUUGCGCCCUCGUCGAGCACACUAGGGGAGCCUCCAAUGCGUCCAGGUCGUGGAGUGCAGCGCUUUAAACUUGAUGGUAGAACUGCGACUCAAGUUUUUCGUGCGCCGUUUGCGUCAUGGACUGCUGUCUUGUACUACAGCCCAGAAUCACAGCAUGUUUGCCUUUCGAAGAACGCGUCGAGUCGAAAGCGCUUAUCUCACUCCGGCGAAAGUCAGGACUCGACCUCUAUUACAAUGACAGAAGUGGAUCUUUGUUUAGAGGACCGAACUGCCCUACGACUGCACGAGACAGAAACUGUCGUUGAUGUUCGAUGGCAAAAGUUGCCCUCUAAAAGAAAGCAUGAAACUUAUCUCGGUGCCAUUAUGACGGAACAGAGGAUUUAUUUCGUUCAAGACAUGCUUCUUGCAUUGUCUGUUUUCGAAUUUCAGAGGAACAUUCCCAUGGAUGCACCGCUUUCUCUUCCCUCGUUUUCAUGGGUUGGGCCUGUUGUCAUGGUUAUAUCAGGGAACUCUUUAGUUGCGGUAUCUCUAAAUGGACGUGCGGAUACAAUCGCGGGAAUAAGCUAUGGUCGGAAUGUUUCUGCACUAGUUGCUGCACUACCUGAUAGAAUUGUUUACGCUCGGCCUUGCCCAGAACGGGCGACUACAGCACUCUCAAUUUCCUCCCGUCAGUAUGGCGCACUGUCAGGUCUGUUAAGGGGAAUGUUAACUCUUCCAGAUGAGCCCAUUCGGGCCGAUGUGCGCACCACGGACCAAGUUUAUCGCAUUCUUGAGCUCCAAGAUGUUUCCCAAGGUUCUGUAGAGCUCACGAAAACUUUGAUUGCCCACUCUAUGUCCCCAGUAGCAUAUUUACUUGCUACUUCGCAGAAAGGUCGAUUGAGUAUGCCACCGAUUCGUCGCGCAAUGUUCAUGGGUAGAAUGGGAGAUACCAGAGAGGCGCUUACAAUUAUUGAGGAGCAGUGUUCACGUCUUAGUCACGCGAAUGCCCUUCACGCGGGUUCAGAGCUUUUCAGGGUUCUGCAAAGAAUUCUCAACGUCGCAUUUGCUACUGGAGAGUUUUCUAUCGGGCGGCGAUGCUCUACACUGCUCGGUCGCAGCGGCACAUUUUCGGCUUUCGUAGAUGUGGAAGGAGGAAACGCUGCUGUGAAAUCCAUUGCUGACCAUGUGCAUUCGAAUGGAAAUACUGCUCUAGCACAGUUCCUUCAAACUUUGAUUGAGAAGAGUUCACAGAGCAGUACUGCAAUGGAUUCAUCCAUUAUUCCAUCAUUGACAGAACUCCAGAAAAUGAGAAGGGCAAGGCAAACAAUCGAUUUCUCAUCAAUUUCAUUAGGCAAUACAAGUACAACUGAAAUAUUCGUUGCCUCGCCACCGACGCAAGAAGAACACGGGAGCGUAAGUCCAGCUUCUUGCUCUGCAUUACCUCAACUGGUUCCUUCUGAUAUGAGCGAGAGACUUGAAAUGUCUCGAAGAGUCAUUGAAUUGGAGGCUUCAGAUUACGUCACGGCGUAUGCGGAUCUCUCCGAUGACACCGAAGUCAGAAGACAAGGUACAGGAACCUCUGCUCCAAGCCUUACUCAAAAUCGGACUGUCGAGGGAGGCCUUGACGACUCGUCUGAUGAGGAGGCAAUUUUCCAGAUUCGCAGCAAAGAACCACCACCGCAUUCUGCUGACGCAAAUAUCAGUCCAGAGACCCCCAUAGAAAACGCAACUACAGGUAUCGUUGAGCGAAAUGCAGAAGAAACUCGAAGGAGCAUCCGAGCACUGAAAGACGCAACGGCAGGCCCAGUACAGGAAGCCCGUCAGGCUACUCAUGAGCUGAUGCGGUCUCAGAGACUAGCUGCAGUCGACGGUCAAACAGUUCCAACGCUUCGUGCAAAUGAAAUGAUAGAGAGAGGUACUCUGCGACUCGACGAUGGACGAUACAGCUCCGCUCAAAAGCACUUUGAGUCAGCUCUACGAGCAAUUUCUAGAGGGAAGGAGCGAGGACAGCAUACGUCACCUGAUCUCAUAAGCCAGCUAGUGCACUACAGGCUAUUUGCACAGGUGAGAGCAGCAAUGGAAGACAUUCGAAGCAGUACACAUUCAACCACUGCUGCCGGUAAGCAGACCUACACUCAGCUGGCUACCGCGCUUACCGCCUUACCACUGCAACAAAAGCAUCGAAUAGAAGCACUCGUGAUAGCAGCUGACGCGAAUAUGAUGAUGAACAAUUUCGGGACCGCGGCGCACGCAUUGCAAGCGAUCAAGGAGAUUGGGGUUCCAGAGACCAUAAGGCCAGUUCUUCGGGACAAGUACGCCAUGUGCGCUGCGAGAGGUUUUGCCAACGCCCAGGAGGAGGCUGUUCCGAAGCUAUGCUAUCGCACGUUGCGAACUUUCAAGCCUGGCCUUGUACAAUUGUCUUGCAAUGUCUGUCCUGCAAAAUUUCUACCCGACGCAAGCCUUUCUUCAAACGACACAUGUCCAAUUUGCCGUUGCGGUACUAUCAGAGGGGCAUGA
Chondrus crispus (carragheen) is the source of this 4086-nucleotide messenger RNA. RefSeq lists its product as hypothetical. Gene Ontology annotation, molecular function: protein binding. NCBI's taxonomy places the organism in Eukaryota, Rhodophyta, Florideophyceae, Gigartinales, Gigartinaceae. The transcript has a single exon. The record is from RefSeq and is a predicted model, not a curated record. The coding region runs from base 1 to 4086 and encodes 1361 amino acids.